Molecule: messenger RNA, 927 nt
Organism: Phycodurus eques (leafy seadragon)
Lineage: Eukaryota; Metazoa; Chordata; Actinopteri; Syngnathiformes; Syngnathidae
Gene: adgrg4a
Product: adhesion G protein-coupled receptor G4a
Exons: 7
Coding region: 64-927 (287 amino acids)
Source: RefSeq, a predicted model, not a curated record
UUGACAGUGACAAUCUACGGUGAAUACAUUUGGCCUGAAACCUUUCCUCAAGUUAAUCAGCUCAUGGGAUGCAGAAAGCCCAUCUCGCAGCGAGCCCGCAGGCUUUGCGAAUUACACAUUGAAAAUGACACAACGAGCUGGGCCCAACCGGACAUGACAAGAUGCAGCCCAUUUGUGUCCAUUCCUGAUCUUGAAAAUAUCACUGUCACUACUGAUAACGCUGCUGAAGUCGUGGACAUAAUCCAGGGCCUGGUGAACGCUACAGUGGGCAACGGCACGCAGAUUCCACCCUCCGAGCUCAACACGGUGGUGGAGAAACUCAACCAGGUGGUGAACGUCACCACCGUCACACCGACACUGGGCGGCAACAUCAUCAGCAUUUUCUCCGACAUCUUGAUUUCCACAACGGACGUGACACCAGUGGCUGUCAGCAUCCUCACCCUGACAGAUAAGAUGGGCAAUACUAUGGAUUUUCCAAGUGACUCGCUAAGUUUGACUGCUCCUUCACUGGCUCUGUCCAUGAUCGACGUGGAUCCCGAGGGAUUCGAAGGCCUCACGUUCAGCGCGUUCUCCAUCUCGUCGAUCCAGGAGCCGAAUGUAUUUGUCAACCAGACUUCAGAAGGCAAACCAAUCCCAGAGGCAAAUGUGACCAUAUUGCUACCAUCUACGCUCCACAACUUCCUUCCACCUGGAAAGAGGAAUAAAACCAGGGUCCAGUUUCAGUUCUAUGGUACACAAGACCUUUUCCAGGACCCGGACACAGCCAACACUCACAGCAAAUUGAUGGUGAACUCUUACAUUGUGUCCGCGAGCAUCAACGGCAGCCACGUCAGCGACCUGGAUGACGGCGAGAGGGUGGUGAUCACGCUACACCACCGCAAAGCCAAACAGGGGGAAUUGAAGUUGACGGUAGUUGACCUUCCUUAA